Cetraspora pellucida is the source of this 1194-nucleotide messenger RNA. NCBI's taxonomy places the organism in Eukaryota, Fungi, Glomeromycota, Glomeromycetes, Diversisporales, Gigasporaceae. The record is from the annotation of a GenBank genome assembly.
AUGAAAUUUAACAAUUGUUUAGAAUCCCGCUCUGCUGCCGCUGGCACGUGGCGUACGCGUGUAAAAGAUGAUGACGAUAAUAACUCUUUAGGUUCAUCGAUUUAUUCCCAACCUAGUGUUCUUGGUGAUGGCAGUUCAAAUUUAAGACGACAAAAUACUACCGACUCACGUCGUCAUGAACCAUUAUAUGAACAUGAAGAAGAUGAAGAAUAUAAAGAUUAUUAUGAACCGAUAGAAUAUCCACCUUCACCUCACGCAGGUUCUGUUACGACCCGUGGUAGUACUGCCGCCUUGACCUCAGGGAACACACAACCACCCUUAUAUGACCAACACGAAAAAAACAAUAACUAUCAACAAUAUUAUCGUGAUUUUAACCAAGGACCACCCGAACAAUUUGAUGUUUACAAUGACUUCAAUAAUAACCUUAAUUCAUAUAAUUACAAUGAAGAAACUGCAUCUAAUCCAUCCAAUGGUGCGUUGGCAGGUUCCAAUGCUUAUUCCAAAAAUAAUCUUAGUGGGAAGGGUUACGAUCUCCCUAGUGAAGAAAAAGGUGUUCGUCAUUCGACUACUGGAGAGCAUUUAGUAGUUCAACAAAAACGGAGAGGUCGCUGUUGUUGUUGUUGUUCGAAAAAAUUAUGUGUCAUAAUUACAUUUAUAAUUUUAGUUAUUUUGGGUGUUGGUGUAUUCUUCGUUUGGCCUCGUCUUCCUUCAUUUGCUUUUUCAGGGGAUAAAACUUUUCCAUCACCCGAUACAACACCAAUUUUUAGAAUGGAUUCGUCACCCAUUGUCAGUAUGGAUUUCAUAGUGACUGCAAUGGUUGAUAAUCGAGACAAUUGGUUACCAUUCUAUUUUAAAAGUAUUAACGUUCAAUAUUUUGAUCCUACAAACAGUCGAGCAAUUGGCAGUGGAGUUAUCAAAAAUUACCAAAUUUCUAGUCGAUCGCUUUCUAGUGUUGAUAUUCCUAUAUCUGUUCUAUAUCAACCAACUCAACUCGAUCUAAUUCUUAAUAAUUAUAUAACCGCCUGUACAAUACCUACUAAUAAUACAAGAGGACAACAAACAUUAUUAGGUGCACGUUUUGAACUACAAAUGUUCAUUUUUGGAUUGGAUUGGAUAUAUAAGCCUUCGACAUCUAUUACGAUUUCUGAUUUGAAAUGUCCCUAUGAAGUACCAUUGUCAACUUCAACUUCGUAA